Molecule: messenger RNA, 2700 nt
Organism: Centropristis striata (black sea bass)
Lineage: Eukaryota; Metazoa; Chordata; Actinopteri; Perciformes; Serranidae
Product: sushi, von Willebrand factor type A, EGF and pentraxin domain-containing protein 1-like
Exons: 5
Coding region: 1-2700 (899 amino acids)
Molecular function (GO): nucleic acid binding
Source: RefSeq, a predicted model, not a curated record
AUGGGGAGAGAGCUGGUCGGCCCCUUUAGGGUCCCUGAAGGUGUGAAAAUGAUCUCUGUAAAGAAUGUGGAGUUUCUGAGUGACCACUUUCUCCCAUGGUACAAAGAAGAACUUUGUGCUUUCCGUAACAAAAUCAUCUUCAUGCAUGACAAUGCACCAUCUCAUGCUGCAAGGAAUACCUCUGCAGCUUUGGCUGCUAUGGGCAUAAAAGGAGAGAAACUCAUGGUGUGGCCCCCAUCCUCCCCUGACCUCAACCCUAUUGAGAACCUUUGGAGCAUCCUCAAGCGAAAGAUCUAUGAGGCACAGUCACAGAAGUGGGCGUGGCCUAAAGUGGGUCGACACCUUUCUUGUGAUGGUGCAGAGAACAGACACAGAGACAAAGAGAGAGAAGAAAAGGAGCAGAAGAGGAGAGUAAACCGCUGCUGGAUCCUGUUUCUGAGCAAACAUCUGGGCAGCGUUCUAUUAACCUUCAACAGCAAGGUGAACUACGGCUGUAACGCAGGCUUCAGGCUGAUUGGUCAUCGGGAGCGAGUGUGCCAAGCGAACCGCCAGUGGUCCAACAGCGACCCUCCCACCUGCGUCCUGCUGACCUGCGACCCUCCUCCCAACAUCGUCCACGGACACUACAAGGGCUCCGAUUUCCAGGUGGGCCGAAAGGUGCAGUACUACUGUGACGAGGGCUACGAGCUGGCCGGGGACGCCACCUGGACCUGCCUGAAGUACGGGAGGUGGGACAAGUCGAGACGUCCCCGCUGCUCUCCGGUGCAGUGUCCGGAGCCGCCGCUGGAGGAGAACCACCUGGUCCUGAAGGGCCUGGACUCUGAGUCUGGAACGGUGGAGUUAUCUUGCGAGGACGGCUACGUCCUGGAGGGAGCCCGCGUCCUCCACUGCACCCCGUCCCAGGAGUGGAACGACACCUUUCCGCUGUGUAAGCAGGUGUUCUGCGGCCCUCUGCCCGAAGUGUCGUUCGGAGGCCCCUCCUCCGCCUCUCCUCUGUUCCCUUUCGGCUCCGUGGUGAGCUACACCUGCAUGGAUGGCUUCACUUUAAGAAAAGAAUGCUCUGUGUCCUGUGUAGCCAGCGGGCAGUGGAGCAAUCCUUACCCAGAAUGCAUCCCUGUUGAAUGCCCUCAGCCUGUGGAGGUUUCUAACGGUAUCGUUGACGUCCAGGGUCUGAUGUACCUCAGCAAAGCUCUCUACAGCUGCAGGACUGGAUAUAACUUAGUGGGCAACUCCACCGUGCUCUGUGGAGAGAAGGGGCUCUGGAUCGGAGGCGUGCCUUCUUGCCGCCCAAUCGAAUGCUCCGUCCCCAAACAGAUCACUAACGGAAAAGUCGUUAAUACAAAACUCCAGUUUGGCCACAGUGGCACCUACUCCUGUCGCCGCGGUUACCGUCUCCAAGGCCCAGAGACCGUCCUGUGCCUGGCCAGUGGGGAGUGCACGGUCAGGUACAGCUGUGAGGACGGAUACGAGCUGCAGGGGGAGCCGCUGAGGCAGUGUGUGUCAGGCCGACUGUGGACUAACGAUGCCCCGGUUUGUCGGCCCGUCUCCUGUGGUGACCCAGGCGCCAUCGCUAACGGCACAGCUCACGGAGGGGCUUUCGUCUACCCUGAGGUCCUGCACUAUGAGUGUAGUCCUGGAUUUGUCUUAAAGGGGAGCGACACUAUUGCAUGCAAGGUGGACGGGAAGUGGAACAGACCGAAGCCGUGGUGUGACCCGGUGUCUUGUGGCCCCCCGAAGGUCCCCAGUGAUGUUAGUUUUAGAGGAGAUGACUACAGCUAUAAUAAGGAGAUAGAACUGAGCUGUCAGCCCGGUUUCAUCUUAAAAGAGAAAUCUAUCAGUGUUUGUCAGGCUGAUGGCACCUGGAGCCACAAGUCUCUGAGCUGUGUUCCUGCCCGCUGCGGGAAACCCUCACCAGUAGCCAACGGGCGUGUGUCCGGGUCUGAGUUCGGCUUAAACAGCAAGGUAAGCUACGAAUGUGACGAGGGAUACACGCUUAACGGAGAACACACGCGUAUUUGUCAGUCAGACGGACUUUGGGACAAACCUGCGCCUCGCUGUGACAUCAUCAGCUGCGAUCCACCCGAGGACAUCAGCCACGGCUUCCUCAACGGCUCCAGCUUCAACUACGACGACGUGGUGGAGUACGUGUGCUUCGACGGCUACGAGGUGGUGGGGGACCCCGUGCUGAGGUGCUCCGCUCGGGGCUUCUGGGUGGGCACGGUGCCUCAGUGUCGGCCCUGCGUCUGCGCCCUCCCCGUGGUCAAAUCGGCGUGGUUCUCGGCCGCGAGCGCGCCUGCAGAGACGUCGUGCACUUCCAGUGUGACGGUGGCUACAAGCUGCUGGGCCCCUCUCAGGCGAUGUGUGAGAAGGGGGGGGGUGUGGGGCCCCGGGGUGCCCGUGUGUGGCCGGGGAAGGUGCAGUGUCGCCAUGCCUACAGUGGCCAACGCUGUCCUGCAGGGCGGCAGUGCCACCUUCCCAGACACGGUGAUCUACCGGUGUCGGCCGGGCUACCAGCCCAGGGGCUACCCACACCUCUCCUGUGGAAGAGACGGCAGGUGGGGGGAACCCAGAAUCAGCUGUGAGCCUCUGAGCUGUGGAAAGCCUCCACCUGUCGCCCACGCUCAGGUGGAGGGAGACACCUUCACCUUCCCAAACCAGAUCACAUACAGAAAACCUGUGUGCCAGGAGGCCCAAAUUUGA